AUGGCAACUGGCAACGAAAAAUAUGCUACUGGAAAAACCUUACCACCAAUGAGAUUAAGAUCUAAAUUCAGAUUUGACUGUUCGUCUGAGGACGAGGAUUUCUCGGAAGACAGCUGUUCGUCUGAGGACGAGGAUUCCUCGGAAGACAACUAUUCGUCUGAGGACGAGGAUUCCUCGGAAGACAACUAUUCGUCUGUGGACGAGGAUUCCUCGAAAGACAGCUGUUCGUCUGAGGACGAGGAUUUCUCGGAAGACAGCUGUUCGUCUGAGGACGAGGAUUCCUCGGAAGACAACUAUUCGUCUGAGGACGAGGAUUCCUCGGAAGACAGCUGUUCGUCUGAGGACGAGGAUUCCUCGGAAGACAGCUGUUUGUCUGAGGACGAAGAUUCCUCGGAAGACAGCUGUUCGUCUGAGGACGAGGAUUUCUCGGAAGACAGCUGUUUGUCUGAGGACGAAGAUUCCUCGGAAGACAGCUGUUCGUCUGAGGACGAGGAUUCCUCGGGAGACAGCUGUUUGUCUGAGGACGAAGAUUCCUCGGAAGACAGCUGUUUGUCUGAGGACGAAGAUUCCUCGGAAGACAGCUGUUUGUCUGAGGACGAAGAUUCCUCGGAAGACAGCUGUUCGUCUGAGGACGAGGAUUCCUCGGAAGACAGCUGUUUGUCUGAGGACGAAGAUUCCUCGGAAGACAGCUGUUCGUCUGAGGACGAGGAUUCCUCGGUAGACAGCUGUUCGUCUGAGGACGCGGAUUCCUCGGAAGACAGCUGUUCGUCUGAGGACGAGGAUUCCUUGGAAGACAACUAUUCGUCUGUGGACGAGGAUUUCUCGGAAGGUAGUUGCUCACCCUCGGGCAAGGGCUCCUCGAAAUACAGUUCCUCACCUUCGGGCAAGGGAUCCUUGAAAUGUAUUUGCUCGUCUUAUUGUUACGCAAGGAAUUCUGUUCCAAAGUUGGCACAGAGUUCGUCAUAUUCCAGUUGCUCAUCUUCGGACAAGGUUCUUCUGUGGAGAGGCUCUUUUCUGGGCAAGGAUUCGCCAUGUACAUAG
Messenger RNA from Penaeus indicus, 1041 nucleotides. RefSeq lists its product as uncharacterized. Gene Ontology annotation, molecular function: structural constituent of skin epidermis. The record is from RefSeq and is a predicted model, not a curated record. Gene Ontology annotation, cellular component: cornified envelope; cytoplasm. The transcript has 2 exons. NCBI's taxonomy places the organism in Eukaryota, Metazoa, Arthropoda, Malacostraca, Decapoda, Penaeidae. Bases 1 to 1041 code for a protein of 346 amino acids.